This is a messenger RNA of Bolinopsis microptera, 1163 nucleotides long. RefSeq lists its product as uncharacterized. Lineage: Eukaryota; Metazoa; Ctenophora; Tentaculata; Lobata; Bolinopsidae. The coding region runs from base 89 to 898 and encodes 269 amino acids. The transcript is spliced from 2 exons. The record is from RefSeq and is a predicted model, not a curated record.
UUUAUCGAUUGUGGCUCGAGGUACACUGAGAGUGUACGUGAACGGUGCACAAUCAGGCAGCACAUCAGCUUCAACUAGCUGGCUUACAAUGGGAGGGACCAUCACUUUAGGGAACUCUGAGUCUAUGAGUACAGGUUACAUAUUCGGUGGACAGUUACACAAGCUGAACUGGUAUUCUGAAGAACUGACCUCCUCCCAGAUUAGAGAGAUGUAUGAAGCUGGUUUGUGUUCUACUGUAGAGGAGGAGUAUAGCAGCAGGGAGAUAAAAUGGGAGCUGAUUCUGACGAAACAGAGAUACGGUAAUGUUACAGAGUUUCUCCCAACAGAAUGUGGAGUAGACCGCAAGACCAAGCUGGAGGAAACUGAUGUUAAACAUGCCACCAUUGAGCAGAAACUACAAGAAGUGACUGAAACUCUUAACGACACUCUAACAAAACUGAAUGGGACAAAAGCAGAGUGUAGGGAAUCAAAGAUUGUGCUCCAGGAAAAAGAAACCAAGCUUAACAGAACCGAACAGAAACUACAAGAAGUGACUGAAACUCUUAACGACACUGUAGCAGAACUGAAUGGGACCAAGGCUGAGUGUAGGGAAUCAAAGAUUGUGCUCCAGGAAAAAGAAACCAAGCUUAACAGAACGGAACAGAAACUACAAGAAGUGACUGAAACUCUUAACGACACUCUUUUGGAGGCUAGAAGUCUUGAAACUGUAAGUAGAUGGGACGUUCUGUUCACUCCCCCUUACCUGAAUAAGCUCUUUACACGGCAGCUCUACAAUCAACUGAUCAACUGGGUCAUGAUGGAGGAUUUCAUUGGGGUGAACGUUACAGUGGGACUGGUGGAGCAUUUCAAACAACACCACGAGGAACAAGAGGACCAUGAAACUUGCGACGAGGACUGAACAACAACUACUGUUAUCUACUAUUGAAGUUUUAAUUAAGUGCAUAAUACACUGUAACAUUUGUCAUUGGGCCCUGUAAUCGUCUGUAAUCAUCUGCAAUCAACAUUUUAGCUGUAAUAUUAAUAUUACUAAUAUACUGUUAUCAGCUAUUAACUAUCAACUAAUAUUAUUCUAUGUGACUGUAUUAAACUGUACUGACUUAAUAAGACGUAAACAUUUAUUAUGAUAAUUACGAUUUACAAAUUAUUAAAAUCUUUGAUUUUAA